Penaeus vannamei (Pacific white shrimp) is the source of this 1790-nucleotide messenger RNA. The record is from RefSeq and is a predicted model, not a curated record. NCBI's taxonomy places the organism in Eukaryota, Metazoa, Arthropoda, Malacostraca, Decapoda, Penaeidae.
GUGUUGCUGUGUUGUGCCUGGCGGCGGCAGUGGAGCCGCGAAGUGUGGACGUAGGUCGGGUGAGGUCACGCACUCGCCCCGAGCCCCCGGGCGGGUAUCGAGCCGUGCGAGUGCAGUCUGCUCCUACUGAGACUCCUGUUUCGCCGCCUCCUGCCGAAACCCUCCUCAAGCCCGGCUUCAAGAUUGUGACUGAACUGCCCAAGCCCAAGCCCGGCUUCUACCUAAACCGACAGUUCAGUUCCGAUUCCCGAGACAGGAAGGCCAAAGUCCUUACGUCCGACGGCGAAGGCGCGGGCCUCCCUCGCCCCAAGGAGGCCUUCUUCCUCAACCGCCAGUUCCAGCCCGAUUACAAGCCCGCGAGGCCCGAGGACCAGCCCGUGAAGGUGGUCGAGGAAAACGGCCGAUACUGGAAAGUCGUCGGGCUUCCGGAGCCAGACGAAUCCUUCUAUCUGAACCGCCAGUUCAGUAAUAACUUCGCGACCCCCAAGAAGGUGUCUUCUGACCCCGCCACGAAAAAGGAAGUCUUCUUGGUGAAGAAAGGCACCGAGAAACCUCGCGUGGUCCAGACUCCCUCGCCAGUCACCGUCGCGCCGAGCGUGGGCACCGCCUCCGGCCAGACGGCGCCGCAGCGGCCGAGGCCGAGCGCCAGUUUUUACGACGCCUUCCGUGCGCCUCGUCCCAGCACGGCGUCCCGGGCCUCCAGGCGCCCCUCGCCGCCCCAGCCCGCAAAUCCCUCUGCUGCCGGCGUCGCACCGCCGUUAGGCCGUCGGCAGAGGGGCAGGCAGCGAGAGCAACCGCAGCAGACGCAGGCGGUGGAAGCACCUUCUGGCGGCGCGGGAUCGAGCAGGAGAACACACCUCGUGACGGCCCAGGCGCGCCCUCAGCGGGAUGAGGCGCCGUCCGCGGGCACAGGCUUCAGCUGCCACGGGAAGCCGUACGGCUACUACGCCGACGUCGAGUCCGGCUGCCAGGACUAUCACAUCUGCAACCCUGUCAGUUUUGCCGGAAAGUUCGUUCAGUACUAUAAAUACAGCUUCUCCUGCGGCCCCGGCAUGCAGUGGGACCUGCAGGCGAACUCGUGCGUGCCUGCCGCCCUCGCCGCCCCCUGCGCCUGAGCCCGCUCGUCGGCGUCGCCUCGCUGUGUCUGUGCUUGUCUGCGCAUUGUCUGCCUUUGUUUGUUCCUGCCAAGAAAACACGCUGUCGGAAUUUCAAGCUGGAAUACCAUGAAAGCAACAGGAAAAUAUGUUUGUCAAGAUUUUAGUAAAUGCAAUUAUCAUAUAUUUUGCCGAUAUCUCUCAGGAUAUUUUGGGAUUCUAAUAUUUUAGUAUUCUCCGACAUGCACCAACAUAUAUUCCAAAGUGCAUACCACUGCAGCAUAUUUCCUUGCAUACACCCACCAUACACAUACCUGACACACUGUCUUCCCUAAUAAAUGAGAUGACUUUUCUAAGAAACAAAAGUCAUAAGAAGAAAACUUUAGGGCAGUAUUGGAUAUCUAAUAAAUAUUUGAUAUCUGCAGAUAUUUUCCCUUGGCCAGUCUUGGAUUAUAAAAAAUAAUAAUAUCUGUAGAAGUGCUUUGGAAAUAUCACUUAAUUUCUUUCCUGUGAAAUACGAAAGUAUAAGAUACAUUAAAGGCAUUUCCCCAUAGAUUUUUCGACAGUAUGAUUUUCUGCAGGAAUUUUUAACAAAGUUAUACAAAAAAUAAAACGAACCAGUAUUCAUGAACAGGAAUAAAUCCUGCAAUUAUAAAGGUAUAAUAUCGAUUUCUAAAAAUAAAUCCUACUAUAGUA